CGGGCGGUGGCUGCCGGCCCGGCCGUGGCUGUGCGGGAGAGCGGCGGCUCCGGCGGACGGAGCCCCGCGGGCACCAUGAGCGGUUCACAGACCAACGACACUAAAAGACAAUUUCUUCUAGAACGGCUGCUGGAUGCAGUUAAACAGUGUCAAAUACGAUUUGGAGGAAGAAAAGAAAUUGCUUCAGACUCAGAUAGCAGAGUGACCUGUUUGUGUGCUCAGUUUGAAGCUGUGUUCCAGCAUGGCCUGAGGAGAAGCCGGGGGUUGGCGCUGACAGCAGCUGCAAUCAAACAGGCAGCAGGUUUCUCCAGCAAAACUGAAACAGAGCCAGUGUUCUGGUACUACGUGAAGGAGGUGCUGAACAGGCACGAGCUGCAGCGCUUCUACUCCCUGAGGGCCAUCACGAGCGACACCGGCCGGGGGCGGGCCUGGCUGCGCUGUGCUCUGAACGAGCAUUCCCUGGAGCGAUACGUGCACAUGCUGCUGGCAGACAAGGGCCGCCUCAGUGUCUUCUAUGAAGACUGGUCUUUUAUGAUGGAUGAAGAACGUUCUAGCAUGAUCCCUACAAUGGCAGCUGGUCUGAACUCCAUUCUUUUUGCUAUCAACAUUGAUAAUAAGGAUUUAAAUGGACAGAGCAAAUGCACACCCACUGUGUCAGAUUUGUUGAAGGAAUCCACACAAAAUGUGACUUCCUUGCUGAAGGAGUCCACCCAGGGCGUCAGCAGCCUCCUGCGGGAGAUCACUGCCUCCUCUGCCGUCUCCAUUCUCAUCAAACCCGAGCAGGACUCUGACCCACUGCCUGUUCUGCCCAGGAGUGUCAGUGCUGAUUUGAAAUACAAAAAAGAUCGAAAAAAGAAGAAGAGGGUGACUAAUAUUAUCUCAUUUGAUGAAGAGGAAGAUGAGCAAAAUCUGGGGGAUUGCACAAAGACUCUGAUGACAGGAGAAAGUUCAGAGGAGAGUGUAGACAGAUCUUCAGUUCUUGCAUUGUCUUCAUCUGAAAGCACUCUGGGAAAAAACCUGAAUGGGAGUGAAAGUAACCAUUCGUGGAAGAACAAUUCAGUAUUCAUGAAUGGAGAGUAUGAAUACCAGAAACUGGAUGUGAAGAGCAUUGAUGAUGAAGAUGUAGAUGAGGAUGAGCUGUAUGGAAAAUCAUUAGGAAAUAAAGGCACAGAAGGUGGAACUGAAGCUUCUGAAAAGCCUCGUGAAAUAGUCCCGUGCAAUUCUCAGAUAUGCAGUUGGAGUCCUCUGCAGGUCCUGAAUGAUGACUCAGAUGUUCUAUUUCCUGUCAGUGCUGUUGGCUCUUACUCCCAAACAGAUAACUUGGAGAAUGGAGAGGGGCAUGAACAUGCUGUUCAUCCGGUAGAACUGGUUCCAAGGAGGUCUGAUCUUCCUUACAGAGUGGAAGUCAGUCCUCCAGCUCAAGUGAAUACUUUAAGCAGUAUGUUGCCUUCAGCCACUGUGCCAGAAUCCAUGACAAUUAAUGAACUUCGUCAAGCUAUCGUGGCCAUGAUGAAUAGAAAGGAUGAGCUGGAAGAACAGAAUAGAUCCCUGAGGAACCUGCUGGAUGCAGAGAUGGAGCAUUCUGCAGCUCUGAGGCAGGAGGUGGAGAACUGCAGGAGGAAGGUGGCAGAGCAGGAGGAGCGACAUGCCACCAAGGUGCAGGCCUUGGCACGAGAAAAUGAGGUGCUAAAAGUGCAGCUUAAGAAGUAUGUGGGAGCUGUCCAGAUGCUCAGAAGAGAAGGUCAAACAGUGGAAGUUCUGCCAAACAUUUGGAGCACUGAUGGUGAAUUUACAAUUCCAGAGCAAAAGCAAGCAGAAAACAAUGAGGAACUGGCCAGCUCUUAUGAAAGGAAAUUGAUUGAGGUGGCUGAAAUGCAUGGGGAGCUGAUUGAAUUCAAUGAGCGGCUGCACCGUGCUCUGAUGGCCAAGGAAGCUCUGGUGUUCCAGAUGAGACAAGAGCUCAUUGAUCUGAGAGGGCCAGUCCCUGGAGAUUUAAGUCAAACAUCUGAAGAUCAGAGUUUAUCAGAUUUUGAAAUAUCCAAUCGUGCUCUCAUUAAUGUUUGGAUUCCCUCAGUCUUCCUGCGUGGCAAAGCUGCCAAUGCAUUCCAUGUUUACCAGGUUUAUAUCAGGAUAAAGGAUGAUGAGUGGAAUGUCUAUCGAAGGUAUGCGGAGUUCAGAAGCUUGCAUCAGAAGUUACAGAAUAAGUACCAGCAAGUGAGGACUUUUAACUUCCCACCAAAAAAGGCCAUUGGAAACAAGGAUGCAAAGUUUGUGGAAGAGCGACGCAAGCAGCUACAAAAUUACCUAAGGAAUGUAAUGAACAAAAUUAUUCAAACUGUGCCAGAAUUCACAGCCAAUCCCAAAAAAGAGACACUUAUUCAGCUGAUGCCCUUUUUUCUCGAUAUCCCAGCCUCUGGAGAAGCAGUGAGCAAAAGCAAUCGCUCCAGAGUGAGCACGCGCUUCCCCAAACUGUCGCGCAGCCACGCCCGGGAGCCGCGGAGCCUGGAGCCCCAGAGCGGGGACCUGUGACCCUGCUGCCCUUGGCACCGUGGGCAGCACUUCUGGCAGUGCUUCUGUCAUCCCUUCCCAGCCUGUAUUUAUAAUUUAAGCUCCUGAAGAGACUACAGCUGCAUCAACUUAAAUCCUGAAAAGAGACAUUCAUUACCAAGGGUCAUAUCCUGAUUAACUACUUUGGAAGGCAGCAAUCACUUUCUCAAAGAAUACGAGGGCUCUUCACGAGAGCUCAGCAAACUGCUCGGCGUUUCCUUUGUUUUGUAAAGCUGCACUGCACAAAUUCUCCUUUGUUCCUCUGAAGUCCUUCUGUCACAAUGAAUUCCUUGUUUGUAUUAUGUUGUCCCUUUUCCGUGUACAGUUUUCUGUUCCAGAGAGAUGUGGGCUUCAUGUCAAGACAAUUUUUUUUCUCCUUAGAAGAACCUUUAUGAUUAUCACUACUUAGUAUGUCAGAAGGAUGUACUUAAAAGAACCUCACUAAUUUAUUACCUUUUGUAAAUAGAAAGACUGGGUUGUUUUGGUUUUUUUUAUUGUCAACCUCUGACACAUAAAGGUUUUUAAAAAAACUUCACCAUGUAGAUGAUGAGAAAAACAUUACAGGUGGAAAAAUAGCUUUUGUACAUUUCUAGAUAGAUAGUCUCAAUAGCAUUCAUCUGAGGGAAGUAAUUCUUUAAAAUCAGAGAAUGUAAUUAUUUUUAGUGAAAUUUCACUCUUGCUGUAAGGCAGGUGCAAUAUUAUUCAUUUCUACAAACCACCACAAGGAUACACAAAAGUAAUGUGGUACAAAACAGUGCUUUUAAGUCUUGGAUUAUAUUUUGUUAUUAAUUUGUGGUUUAUGUUACAGAACAGUCCAUCAUUAACAGGGCAGGGUGGAAUUCUCAGUCGGAUUUCGUAAUACCCUUCACAUGGUGAUACUUAAAAAUUGCCUGUAAUGAAAGUGCCUGUUACCCAUCACCUCUUUCUGAAAAGUAAUUUGUAAUGCUACUACUGUAAGAGUAACUAAAAAAUUGACAAGGAUUGUUACAAGUGAUGCAAGUCCUGAAAUGGAUUAACUGGAAUCCAGUUCAGCAUCCAUUAGCUGCACUGCCAUAGGCAGUUAAUUAUGUUUUAGCUAUCUUCUUCUCUUCAUUAAGUUUAAGCAGUGUAUGUUCAAAUUUUCUAUUAAUUGUGUUCUAGUUUUCCUUUAUGUAAGAACAUCAUUCCUCUCAGAAGUUUUUUUGGAUAACGUUACUUAAAUUGAUGUAUCUUGUCAUUUUACUAUCCAUUCAUUAUAUUAAAUUUUCACAUCUUAUAUUAUUCUCCAGGAAAAAAACAA
Zonotrichia albicollis (white-throated sparrow) is the source of this 3826-nucleotide messenger RNA. RefSeq names its product sorting nexin 29 (gene SNX29). The record is from RefSeq and is a predicted model, not a curated record. NCBI's taxonomy places the organism in Eukaryota, Metazoa, Chordata, Aves, Passeriformes, Passerellidae. Gene Ontology annotation, molecular function: phosphatidylinositol binding.